Messenger RNA from Nothobranchius furzeri (turquoise killifish), 679 nucleotides. Its product is annotated as gamma-glutamylaminecyclotransferase B-like. Gene Ontology annotation, molecular function: gamma-glutamylaminecyclotransferase activity. The record is from RefSeq and is a predicted model, not a curated record. Gene Ontology annotation, cellular component: cytosol. Lineage: Eukaryota; Metazoa; Chordata; Actinopteri; Cyprinodontiformes; Nothobranchiidae.
AAAUAAAGUUUCCGGCAGCAUCAGCCCACGGGGCGUGUACGUGUGAUGUCUGUAGCCUCGCGUUGCUUGUGGGUUCUUACAUCAGACCUCUUCUUUAUCCAGGUCCCCUCUGACCUCAUGGCCUGUGUCUUUUUUUAUGGCUCCCUGAAGAAGGGUCAGCCUAACUACUGCUAUGUGCUGGACAGAAACAACGGGAAAGCAGAGUUCCUCGGCACAGCCGUCACCACCCAGAGAUACCCACUCGUGAUUGCUGGCAAGUACAACAUACCGUUCCUCCUCAACCUCCCUAGAAAGGGCCAGAGGGUCCAUGGGGAGCUCUACCAAGUAGACACGAAGAUGCUGAAAUACCUGGACGACUUCGAGUGCAUUCCCACCCAGUACCAGAGGACCGUUGUGGACCUGGAGAUCAAGGAGUGGGUGGGAAACAGGGAGGAGAAGCCACCAGGAAGCCAGACAGAGGCGUUUGUGUACAGCACCACAACCUACCAACCCGACUGGCUUUCACUUCCGACCUACGAGAACUACGAUGCUUAUGGAGAUCAUGGCCUCAAAUUUACAUUAAGAGAAGACAGACACUGAAGAUCAUGUGAGGAUGGGUACUUUUGUAGCUGUAACUUUUUCCAGCCCUCCUUUCUUUCUUCCUUUAUUGAAUAUGCAAAUCAAUAAACAACCCAAAGUA